AUGCCAGGGGCCAGGCAUAAGAUCCUGGGCCACGUGCUGUCUGGUUUCUGCCACAAGAUGAACAGACGCAAACCCAUCUACGGGGAUUCCCUGGACACUCCGCUGAAUAGGUGCCUCACCACUUUCGACAUCACUCUAUUGGGUAUCGGCCACAUGGUAGGCGCUGGCAUCUACGUGCUCACGGGCACAGUCGCCAAAAACAUGGCUGGCCCGGCUACCGCCCUCAGCUUCCUCCUUGCCGGCAUCACGUCCACGCUGGCUGCGCUGUGCUACGCCGAGUUCGGUACCAGGAUUCCGCGGGCAGGCAGCGCAUACGCGUACACUUACGUCAGUAUAGGCGAGUUCUGGGCCUUUAUCAUCGGCUGGAAUAUUGUUCUGGAAUAUAUGAUUGGUGCAGCAUCGGUAGCGAGAGCCUCGUCAGGCUACCUGGACGCUUUACUGCACGGAGCGAUCAGCAACGCGACCAUAUCGGUGACGGGAGAACUCCACGAAACUCUUCUUAGUAAAUAUCCGGACAUUCUGGCGUUCCUGAUCUGCAUCAUAGCCUCCCUGAUCCUCGCCGUCGGCGUUAAGACCUCCGCUUACAUUAACAACGGUCUGACCAUUCUGAACCUCAUCGUGAUCUCCCUCGUCAUAUUCCUCGGCUUCUUCUACGCCGACCUGAGCAACUGGUCCGAUCUGCACGGAGGUUUCAUGCCCCACGGGCUGGGCGGAGUUCUCACCGGGGCCGCCACCUGUUUCUACGCUUUCGUCGGCUUCGACAGCAUAUCGGCGUCCAGCGAGGAAGCCAAAGACCCGACACGUUCCAUUCCUACGGCGACCCUUCUCUCUAUGGGUGUGGUUGCGAUAGGAUACAUCCUAGUGGCGCUGUCUCUCACUCUCAUGGUGCCUUACAAUACUAUUAACGUUGACGCCGCUUUGCCUGCGGCCUUCGAAGCCGUUCACGCCGACUGGGCCAAGUAUGCCGUCGCCGUGGGGGCUAUUUGCGGAAUGACAACGACCCUAUUGGGGUCCUUGUUCUCCCUGCCUCGUUGUCUCUACGCGAUGUCCUCGGACGGCCUCUUGUUCGGUUUCCUCAGCGAUAUGAGCAACAAGUCUCAAAUCCCGAUAUCGAACCUAAUCAUAUCAGGUUUCUCUUCGGCGAUCAUAGCUCUGCUAUUCGAUCUUGAGAAGCUCGUCGAGUUUAUGUCGAUUGGGACUUUGUUGGCGUAUACAAUAGUAAGCGCUGCUGUAAUCAUCCUGCGCUACCGGCCCACGCCGCCUUCCGAAGAUAGGGACUUUGGAAUACCACAAUUGGAGUCUCCGGGAGAUCGCGAGGACAGUUCGGCUACGGGAACACCCGGAACUGAUGCGGGGUCUUCGUCAUCCGAGAUGUUUGAAGCCUUAACCGUCGGUCGUCUCCGACCGCAAUACGCGUGGCUCGAGCCCCUGGUGGGGGGCAGAGCUCCCGGAAGCGCCGUCACCAGUUGCGUGUAUGUGUUUACCGUGGCCACGGCCAUCUUGAGCGCCCACAACUUGCUCACCAAGCACAACGUGAUGUGGAUGGUCAUCCCGGACAUCGUGCUCAGUUUAAUUAUUGUAGGAUGUCUUUUCAUCAUCUGGGCCCACCAACAGAGUCCGACCCGUCUCCCCUUCCGCGUGCCGUACGUGCCUCUCCUGCCAGCCGCAAGCGUGAUGCUCAACGUGGAGCUAAUGGUCAACCUCAACGCCCUCACUUGGGCGAGAUUCGCUAUUUGGAUGACUAUUGGACUCCUUCUGUACUUCCUCUACGGCAUACACCACAGCAAACUCGGUGAAGGCGUGACCGGUCUUCUGUCGCGCUCCAACAGUGGGACCCACACCGGCUGGGGUGCCGUGGACAAGACGAGCACUCUCGCGCGGCGCGUCGGACGAUUCGGCCGCGGCAGCCGAAACGACGACCGAAAACCCAUCAUCUGCGACGACGAGCUGGCCAGACGGGAACCGUGA
Molecule: messenger RNA, 1968 nt
Organism: Leptosia nina
Lineage: Eukaryota; Metazoa; Arthropoda; Insecta; Lepidoptera; Pieridae
Source: the annotation of a GenBank genome assembly